AUGCCUCCCGAACGCCUGUCUAGCCUGGUCCACAGGAUCGUAUCGCCACUGCACUCCCGCAGCAAUUCCACCCACUCCCAGGAGAAGCUCGCCCAUUCUUCCCAAGACAAGAUCAACAACCAUGAGAAGCCGGCUUCGCCAUCUCCGGCGUCGCCAGCCUCGCCCCUAGCCUCCCCCGUAGAUCGGGAGAGCCCCCUCAGGAACAGCCAGCAGUUCGGCCCCCCCUCCCGGAGCAGCAGCUCGACCGGCGGCGGCACCCCGGCCAGCGGCACCGUCAGCCCGCCCAACGGCGUCAAGAAGGUCGAGCACAUCCGCAGCGCCCGCGCCAGCACCGACAGCGGCUUCGCCUCGGGCGGCAACGGCAUGCGCUACGACAAGACCAAGCGCCGCCUCUACGAGGAGGAGAAGAUCGAGCAGCGCCGCCGCUCCGAGGAGGAGCAGCUGCGCGCCGGGCUCGACGAGGAGACGCGCGCCCGCUACGGCGACCUCGAGAAGCCCCAGGAGCUGACCACCAUCCAGGACAUCUCGUCCCUGCCCGCCGGCGCCCACGUCGCCUUCCGCGCCCGCAUCUUCACCCAGCGCCGCGUCUCCAAGAGCCUCGACUUCUUGCUGUUCCGCGAGCAGACCUUCUCCAUCCAGGGCGUGCUGGCCAACGCCCCGCCGCAGAUGAUCAAGUGGACGCAGCGCCUGCACCCGGAGUCCAUCGUGCAGGUCACGGGCACCCUCAAGGAGCCCAAGACGCCCGUCACCUCGGCAACCUGCCAGGACCGCGAGGUCGACAUCUUCUCCAUCCACCUCGUCAACUCGGCCCGCAACCUGGCCUUCAACAACUACAUGCCCCCCGAGGCCCUGCACCAGCGCAUGCAGGCCCGCGUCGUCGACCUGCGCCACCCCUCCAACCAGGCCCUCUUCCGCAUCCGCGCCGCCGUCGCCCGCACCUUCCGCGCCGAGCUCGACGCCAAGGGCUUCAUGGAGAUCCAGACGCCCAAGCUGCAGCCCGCCGCGACCGAGAGCGGCGCUGAGGUCUUCAAGGUCAACUACUUUGGCCGCCGCGCCUUCCUCGCCCAGAGCCCCCAGCUGGCCAAGCAGAUGGCCAUCUCGGCCGACUUUGGCCGCGUCUACGAGGUCGGCCCCGUCUUCCGCGCCGAAAACUCCAACACCCACCGCCACCUGACCGAGUACACCGGCCUGGACCUGGAGAUGAGCCUGCAAAAGUCCUACACGGAGCUCAUCCAGGUCGUCGACAGCACCAUCAAGGCCAUCCUCGAGACCAUCACCUCCAUGCCCGAGGUCCAGAUCGUGCGCCAGCGCUGGCCCAGCACCGACCUCGUCUGGCUCGACGAGACCCCCGUCAUCCCCUUCCGCGAGGGCGUGCAGAUGCUGCGCGACGACGGCCGCGACGUCGAGGAGGAGGACCUGUCGACGCGCGACGAGAUCCGCCUCGGCGAGCUCGUCAAGGCCAAGUACAAGACCGACUACUACAUCCUCGACAAGUUCCCCGCCAACGCCCGGCCCUUCUACACCCACAAGGCCGCCGACCCCAAGUGGACCAACUCGUUCGACGUCUUCCUGCGCGGCCAGGAGAUCGGCACCGGCGGCCAGCGCAUCCACGUCCUCGAGACCCUGCGCAAGAGCAUGAUGGAGGCCGGCAUCGCCGAGGACGGCAUGGAGGACUACAUCUCGGCCUUCCAGGCCGGCGCCCCGCCCCACGGCGGCGUCGGCCUCGGCCUCGAGCGCAUCCUGACCUUCGGGCUCGAGCUCGGCGACAUCCGCUUCGCCUCGCCCUUCCACCGCGACACCAAGUCGCUGCCCGAGCGCCCGCCCUCCCUGCCCCACCCGGACGCCGACACCCUCAAGCCGCGGGACCCGGACGCCGAGCUGCCGCCGGUGGAGAAGCUCAUCGCCAACUACGGCGACGCGACCAACACGUCCUGGCUCGACGAGCGCUUCGAGAUCUGGCGCCACCAGCCCACGGGCGCCGCCAUCGGCUUCGCCCGCCAGGACAGCAAGUUCGUCAUGAUCACGGGCGACCCGCUCUGCGACCAGCGGCAGUACGCGCCCAUCAUCGACGAGUUCCUGCACUAUGUCCACGACGAGCUGAGGCUCAAGCCCGUGUGGAUGAUCGUCUCGGAGGAGGUGCAGGAGGUGCUGGCGCGCAAGCACGGCUGGCGCACGCUGACCUGCAUCGAGGAGCAGCGGCUCAACACGGAGAACGAGAACAUCCCGCCGCCGCACCGGGACCGCGCGGCCCGCCGCGUCGAGCGCGAGGGCAUCUCCAUCCACGAGGUGCGGCCCGACGAGCAGUUCGUCCCGCGGGCCGACCGCGCCAUCGCGAGCUGGAAGGCCCACCGCAAGGGCAAGCAGGUGCACCUGACCGAGGUGCGGCCCUGGGUCGACCCGGAGCACCGGCGCUACUUCGCCGCCGAGCGCGACAAGGAGGUCCUGGGGCUCGUCGUGCUCGCGCGCCUGGCGCCCCGCCACGGCUGGCAGGUCAAGUGGGCGCUCAACUUCCCCGCCGCGCCCAACGGCACGAUCGAGCAGCUCAUCGAGCACGCGCUGUCUGCCGUGCCCGGGCCCAUCACCUUCGGCGCGGGCGUGUCGGAGAACCUGACGCCCAAGGCGCACAUCGACGGCGUGCGGGCGCGGGCGCUGGCGCGCACGUACAAGACCAUCGUGCACAGCCUGCGCAUCAACCGCAAGGCGCAGUUCCGGGAGAAGUUUGGCGUCGUCGGCGAGGCCAUGUACAUCUGCUACCCGCGCCACGGCCUGGGUCUCGCGGACCUGCGGCAGAUUGUCAAGUUCUUUGAGGACUGA
Thyridium curvatum is the source of this 2814-nucleotide messenger RNA. RefSeq lists its product as uncharacterized. NCBI's taxonomy places the organism in Eukaryota, Fungi, Ascomycota, Sordariomycetes, Thyridiales, Thyridiaceae. Gene Ontology annotation, molecular function: RNA binding; aspartate-tRNA ligase activity; ATP binding. Gene Ontology annotation, cellular component: aminoacyl-tRNA synthetase multienzyme complex; cytosol; cytoplasm. Gene Ontology annotation, biological process: aspartyl-tRNA aminoacylation. The transcript has 2 exons. The coding region runs from base 1 to 2814 and encodes 937 amino acids. The record is from RefSeq and is a predicted model, not a curated record.